Molecule: messenger RNA, 427 nt
Organism: Paramecium octaurelia
Lineage: Eukaryota; Ciliophora; Oligohymenophorea; Peniculida; Parameciidae
Source: the annotation of a GenBank genome assembly
AUGAAUAAGUUAUAUAUUGAAUCGAUAAAGGCAUCAGCAGAAUUGAUCCCUAUUGACAUUUAUUUUCUCUUGAAGAUCGGUGAACAUUGCCAAUUUUCGAACAUUUUAAGUGUAAACACAUCAAUCGACAUUUAUAUUCUAGUUGUAAUAGCAAUCUCAAACAUGCAACAUGUGCAUUCAGUAUUAGGCCAGGGAAAAGUAGCCGAUUUCGAUCGAAUGUUGGGCAUAUGACCAGCAUUUAGUACCUAAAGCAUUCUUCGGCAAAGAAACUUUGACGAACACUACACGCAAGAUCACACUGGAUGGAAUGGAGAUUUAAAUUCGGCAAUCUCAAUAGGAAAGGAGCAGAACCCCGGAGAUCGCUAUGAAAAGAGAUGCUUCACCCUUCGGUAGAAGAGAUUUAACUCCGAAAAGAGAGAAAAAAUGA